Molecule: messenger RNA, 810 nt
Organism: Marasmius oreades (fairy-ring Marasmius)
Lineage: Eukaryota; Fungi; Basidiomycota; Agaricomycetes; Agaricales; Marasmiaceae
Exons: 3
Coding region: 1-810 (269 amino acids)
Biological process (GO): aerobic respiration; riboflavin biosynthetic process
Cellular component (GO): cytosol; mitochondrial intermembrane space
Molecular function (GO): 3,4-dihydroxy-2-butanone-4-phosphate synthase activity
Source: RefSeq, a predicted model, not a curated record
AUGGCUCCAACUGCUUUGACGAUGUCGACGGAGAAUCGCGGAAGCACAUUUCCAAUAAUCAACAGCCUCAAGAAAAGUUCCGCAGCUAUGAAACCCUUGCAAUCACUCGAAAAGUUCCAGGAAGGUAUGAAGACUGCACCUCCCCCGACAGUGAGGACCAGUGCGCCACGAACGACGUUUUCGUUCGAUUCGAUGGAUCUUGCCCUCGAAGCGUUCAAGCAAGGAGAAUUUCUCGUGGUUAUGGACGACGAGAAUAGAGAGAACGAGGGGGAUUUGAUCAUUGCUGGAGCGCAUUGCACGACCGAGAAAAUGGCAUGGAUGAUUAGACAUACGAGUGGCUUCAUUUGCAUAUCGCUUCCCGGUGAAAGGUUACGAGACUUGGAACUACCUCUCAUGGUUGGGGAAGCGAACCAGGACCCACAUCGAACCGCCUACACAAUUUCUACGGACUACAAGCAUGGGACUACUACAGGCAUAUCGGCACAUGACAGGGCACUCACCGCCCUUGCGUUGUCAUGUCCGACUUCAUCACCUGCAGAUUUCACGAGACCCGGUCAUCUCAUGCCCCUUUACGCUCGACCCGGCGGAGUCCUGCAACGCAGAGGACACACGGAAGCGGGGGUGGAUUUAUGCAACCUUGCGGGCUUGCCAGAAGCAGGCGUCCUCUGUGAGCUCGUUAAUGAUCUGGAUGAGGACCCUCAAGGGGGGAUGAUGAGACGCGACCAGUGUAGGGAGUUUGCAGAUAAAUGGGGUUUGAAGAUGAUCAGCAUAGACAUGCUGGUAGAACUGAGGCGCAGGGUGCAGCAGUAA